This is a messenger RNA of Patiria miniata (bat star), 3196 nucleotides long. RefSeq names its product pre-mRNA-splicing factor SLU7-like. Lineage: Eukaryota; Metazoa; Echinodermata; Asteroidea; Valvatida; Asterinidae. Gene Ontology annotation, cellular component: spliceosomal complex. The record is from RefSeq and is a predicted model, not a curated record. Gene Ontology annotation, biological process: mRNA splicing, via spliceosome. Gene Ontology annotation, molecular function: pre-mRNA 3'-splice site binding. The coding region runs from base 169 to 1908 and encodes 579 amino acids. The transcript has 16 exons.
AUGAAUAGUCAGUUCAUAAGAAAGCGUGAUAAGUAGACAGGGAGUACGACUGGCACCAUCGCGUUUUCUUCACGUUCAUAGGUUUACGCAGCGAAAGUGACGUCGAUAAACAGCAGUUAAUAAUCGUGGAACCGAGACAUCGAAGUCUGCCCAACCCCUGGCCCAGUCAUGUCCAUGCAAGCCCCGGGCUUGCUGCCCUCGGCGGCCGCCAGCUCCGUCGCUUCCUCCAUGGAGCCCUCCCAGCAGUCCAAGAGAGAAGACUGGAGGAAAGCCAAGGAGCUGGAGGAGGCCAGAAAGGCGGGAACCGCCCCUGCGCUCACCGACGAAGAGGGAAAAGACAUCAACCCUCACAUCCCCCAGUAUAUUUCUACCGUGCCCUGGUACGUUGGGUACGGCCAACCGACUUUGAAGCAUCAGAGACCACAGGCGGAGAAAGAGAGGCAGUUCUCAGACAUUGCGUCAUGGUACAAGAAGGGAGUACGCGAGGGGGCCGUUUCAACAAAAUUCCGAAAAGGUGCCUGCGAAAAUUGUGGAGCAAUGACGCACAAGAAGAAAGAUUGCGUUGAGAGACCUCGCAAAGUCGGGGCCAAGUUUACAGGGGAUCAGUUUGCGCCAGACGAACACAUGCAGCCAAAGCUGAGCUUUGAUUACGACGGGAAGCGAGACCGAUGGAAUGGCUACAACCCUGAGGAAUACGAAGCGGUGUUAGACGAAUACGCCAAAAUAGAAGAGGCCAAGAAACAGCUUAAAGGCAAGCAGCUUCAAGACUUCGCAUCGGGAGAGCUGACAACCGAGCAACUGGAGAGAGACAGUGACAACAGUGACGCUGAUGAGGACAAGUACGCUGAUGACUUUGACAUGCCGGGUACCAACUUUGACAGCAAAAGACGUAUCACAGUGCGUAACCUUAGAAUCAGGGAGGACACAGCCAAGUAUUUGUACAAUCUUGAUCCAAACUCAGCGUACUACGACCCCAAGACUCGCUCCAUGAGGCAGAACCCCUUCAAAGAUCAGAGUGCUGAAGAUUCCAAAAUGGCCGGCGACAAUUUUGUCAGAGCGACGGGAGACACGAAAGAGAUGGCCACAGCACAGCUGUUUGCAUGGGAGGCUUCAGAAAAAGGAACUGACGUACAUCUGCAGGCCGAGCCCACCAAGCUAGAGCUGCUACACAAGGAGUUCUCUGUCAAGAAGGACGACUUCAAGGCAAACCAGAAAGGCAGCAUCUUGGAGCGAUAUGGAGGAGCAGAGCAUCUGGAGGCACCAGCGCGGGAACUCUUGUUGGCCCAGACGGAGGACUAUGUUGAGUACUCCAGGCACGGCAAUGUCAUCAAAGGUCAGGAGAGGGCAAAGGUCAAAUCCAAAUACCAAGAGGACGUCUUGACCAGCAAUCACACGAGCGUGUGGGGUUCGUACUGGAAGGACUUCCGCUGGGGCUACGCCUGCUGUCACUCCACCGUCAGGGGUUCCUACUGCACGGGCCAGGCUGGACGGCAAGCCUCUACCAUGGACUUGGCUAUUAUACCUGAGCAGGAACGCGAAGAAAGCGAGGAAGAAGAGCCGAAAUCCCUGAUGGAGCAACACAAAGAACGGUUGGAGAAAGAGCGAAGAAGAAAGGAGAAAAAGAAGAACAAGAAGAAGAAGAAAAAGAAGAAGAGACAUCAGGAGAGCAGCAGCGAUGAUAGUGACAGUGAAGAGGAUGAGGAGGCAAUAAAACGGAAGAAACUACAAGAGGCACUGCAGAAGGAAGCAGAGAGCCAGCGGGAGGCUGAGCGCAUCUUGGCCAUGGACGAGCGCAAGCGGCCGUACAACUCCCUGCGCGCCAUGGAGACCAAGGAACCAACUGAAGAAGAGAUGGAGGCAUUCCGUAUGAAAAGGAGACGAUUCGAAGACCCCAUGGCACACUUCUGAAUAACCCUCUGUACAUAGAAUUAACCCUUCAGCACCUGUACUAGAUUGUAUUACAUUGUAUUUAAUUGUAUUACAUCGUAUUAAUUCCCUGAUGAGUACAUACAACCAUAGUGUGCUUGGGCAAUUUUGGGCAGCACAGUGUAAAUAGGCAGGGUGUUUUUGGGUGGUACAUGAAGCAACUGAUACAUUUCUUUGUGUACAGUGAGCUGACAUAUUGCUUCCAUGGUCUUUUGUUUUGAAUAAAUGUUCAGCUGUCUACAGCUGAUUGUAGAUAGCAUUCUCAAAACUUUUCAAGAUUUGAGAUGUGGUGGCUUUUUGUUAUGGGGUUUUUCCUUUUUGUAAAUACUUCUCCGAGCCCUCCCCACUUUAUAAGUUCAAAACUGUAUUAUACUUUCCAUACUGUCCAUGACUUCAUAUACUUGUACAGAUAAAUUAAAGUUCCUAUACCUUGUCAAGAUUUUUCUCAGGGGGUUUACUGUUACCACUUGGGGCUGGGAUUAUCUUUGGCCGAAAAAAAACACCAUUUUUCAAUAAAGACAAGCUAAAUUGGCCAAAUAUUCGAAUUAAGUCAAACACAAUACUGAUUCUUGAGAGUCAUUUGUACAAAGUUUGUGCGAUACUUCUCAACGUGCCUUCAUUUAUUGCAACACUCCAAGGCCCCGCCAUGGAGUGAUAUUUGCUACGAUGACAGGCGGUGUACCAUGGCCAAGUUCUUCAAAACACGGUGUGCACAAAACCAAUGGGAACCACUGACGUGUAUACACGUCCACUGCCAGCAACUCGGUGAAAGCUUGACAAUUUAACCCAUCAGACGCCCCUGCAAAUAUGCAUUGCCAGAUCAUGGUUACACGUCCUCUGGUGUUAACUGUUUAAAGUUGGGUCCGAUUUCCGAAUUUGCCGUGCAAAAGUUUUACUUUGAGUGUCAAUUAACUCCACAGAAAUGCUUUUUGCAAAAGUAUAAUGGAGAUGUUUUAAUGGCUGAAACUGUACAUUGAAUUUUAGUCAUCAAGUGUAGAGCCAAUUCCAGAUACGUAAGAAAUAAUAAUUGUUACAAAUAACCACUGCAGGAGAACGACUGUUCAUCUUUUGCUGGUAGAAAAAUUAUUUUAUUUACAUGUACAUCAAAAUAUGGCAACAAUACUUGACAAUAUUGUUAUGUAAAUUAUACAAAACGAUGCAUCAUAAAGUAUCGUUCACAUUCGUAACCUCCAGGUUUGGUUAUAGUGUAACAUUUUACAUUGUGAAGACUUUUUGACAAUAAAGCAUUUGUCUUAACCAGUCAAACUUA